AUGGCCCCAUCAAGCCGUGCUGAAGUUAAAGAAGCUGAAUAUGGAUACGUUUAUGGAGUAUCAGGACCUGUCGUAACAGCUGAAAAAAUGUCUGGUGCUGCUAUGUACGAGUUAGUUCGUGUAGGACAUACUGAAUUGGUAGGAGAAAUCAUUCGUUUAGAAGGAGACUUUGCUACUAUUCAAGUUUAUGAAGAAACAUCUGCUGUUACAAUUGGAGAUCCUGUCUUAAGAACUGGAAAACCACUUUCUGUUGAACUUGGACCUGGUAUUAUGGAAUCUAUUUUUGACGGUAUCCAACGUCCAUUGGAAGCUAUCGCAAAAGAUACAAAUUCUAUUUACAUUCCAAAAGGUGUACGUACCAAUGCUUUGGAUAGAAAAAAGAAAUGGAGUUUUGUUCCAUUAAGAAAUGUAUCUGUUGGUUCCCAUAUAUCUGGUGGUGAUAUUGUUGGUACAGUUCAAGAAAAUGAACUUAUCAAACACAGUAUUAUGAUUCCACCAAAUAGUUAUGGUACUGUUACUUAUGUAGCACCAGCUGGAGAAUAUACAGUUGAUGAUAUUGUUAUUGAAGCUGAAUUUGAAGGUGUUAAAACUAAAUAUCCAAUGUACCAAGUAUGGCCAGUACGUUCACCACGUCCAGUUGCAGAGAAACUUGCUGCUGAUUAUCCACUUCUUUGUGGACAACGUGUAUUAGAUGCUCUUUUCCCAUGUGUUCAAGGAGGUACAACAGCUAUUCCAGGAGCUUUCGGUUGUGGUAAAACUGUUAUUUCUCAAUCUUUAUCUAAAUACUCCAAUUCUGAUGCUAUUAUUUAUGUUGGUUGUGGAGAACGUGGUAAUGAAAUGUCUGAAGUAUUACGUGAUUUCCCAGAACUUACUAUGGAAGUUAAUGGUGUUACCACUUCUAUUAUGAAACGUACUGCUCUUGUAGCUAAUACAUCUAACAUGCCCGUAGCUGCUCGUGAAGCUUCUAUUUACACUGGUAUUACACUUUCUGAAUACUUCCGUGAUAUGGGAUUGAACGUAGCUAUGAUGGCUGACUCUACUUCUCGUUGGGCUGAAGCUCUUCGUGAAAUUUCUGGACGUUUAGGAGAAAUGCCUGCUGAUUCUGGUUAUCCAGCUUACCUUGCAGCUCGUCUUUCCUCUUUCUAUGAACGUGCUGGUAAAGUUAGAUGUCUUGGUAGUCCAGAACGUAAUGGUUCUGUUACAAUUGUUGGUGCUGUAUCACCACCUGGUGGUGACUUUGCUGAUCCAGUUACAUCUGCUACUCUUGGUAUCGUUCAAGUAUUUUGGGGUUUAGAUAAAAAAUUAGCUCAAAGAAAGCAUUUCCCAUCUAUUAAUUGGCUUAUCUCUUACAGUAAGUAUAUGCGUGCUCUUGAUGAUUACUAUGAGAAGAAUUUCCCAGAAUUUGUUGCUCUUAGAACUAAAUGUAGAGAAAUCCUUCAAGAAGAAGAAGAUCUUUCUGAAAUUGUACAAUUAGUUGGUAAAGCAUCACUUGCUGAAUCUGAUAAGAUUACUCUUGAAGUAGCUAAACUUAUCAAGGAUGAUUUCCUUCAACAAAAUGGUUAUACUCCAUAUGAUCGUUAUUGUCCAUUUUACAAAACUGUUGGUAUGUUAAAAAAUAUGAUUGGAUUCUAUGAUAUGGCACGUCAUGCUGUUGACUCAACCUCACAAACUGACAAUAAAAUUACAUGGAAAGUCAUUGAAGAUCAUAUGAAACCAUUGAUGUAUGAACUUACUUCAAUGAAAUUCAAAAAUCCACAAACAGAAAGUGAAGAGAAAAUUAAGAAAGACUUUGACGACCUUUAUGAAAAAAUGUCAAAUGCUUUUAGAAAUCUUGAAGAUUAG
This is a messenger RNA of Strongyloides ratti, 1842 nucleotides long. RefSeq names its product ATPase, F1/V1/A1 complex, alpha/beta subunit, nucleotide-binding domain and ATPase, F1/V1/A1 complex, alpha/beta subunit, C-terminal domain and ATPase, F1 complex alpha/beta subunit, N-terminal domain and ATPase, V1 complex, subunit A family and V-type ATP synthase catalytic alpha chain family and ATPase, F1 complex beta subunit/V1 complex, C-terminal domain and P-loop containing nucleoside triphosphate hydrolase domain-containing protein. Gene Ontology annotation, cellular component: lysosomal membrane; proton-transporting V-type ATPase, V1 domain. The coding region runs from base 1 to 1842 and encodes 613 amino acids. NCBI's taxonomy places the organism in Eukaryota, Metazoa, Nematoda, Chromadorea, Rhabditida, Strongyloididae. The record is from RefSeq and is a predicted model, not a curated record. The transcript has 4 exons. Gene Ontology annotation, molecular function: ATP binding; ATP hydrolysis activity; proton-transporting ATPase activity, rotational mechanism. Gene Ontology annotation, biological process: ATP metabolic process; proton transmembrane transport.